This is a messenger RNA of Pocillopora meandrina, 1489 nucleotides long. The record is from the annotation of a GenBank genome assembly. Lineage: Eukaryota; Metazoa; Cnidaria; Anthozoa; Scleractinia; Pocilloporidae.
AUGGAGCAUGUGCUCCGUUCCUUAAAACUACAGCAUCCAGGGAUUACCUCAGCAUAUUUCAAGCAAGAUAAUGCUGGAUGUUACCACUCAUCGUGUACAAUUCUUUCUGCACGUGUACUUUCCUCAAGCUCCAAAAUACAGGUGAAGCAAAUCGAUUUCAGUGAUCCACAGGGGGGUAAAGGUGCAUGUGAUCGGAAGGCUGCACAAGUAAAAGCUCAUGUAAGAAGUUUUGCUAAGGAAGGAAAUUCGGUCACCUCUCCAAGCGAGUUUAAAAUUGCCAUUGAGUCACGAGGAGGCAUUCCUGGGGUGCGCGUCAUAGUCAUCAAGGUAGACGGGGCAAACACAAAAACAUUCAAACUGGAUGACGUGAAUGCCUUUAACAAUUUUGUUUUCGAUGGCCACAGGUUCAAUGCCUUCAAGGCCUACCAAGUUGGUCCUGGAAAAAUCUUCCUUUGGGAGGAGUUUCACGAAGGUAAGCACAUUUACAUCAUAAGCAGGAUUUUUAUUUCUUCUUCUUUUAUAUCACUUAUCCGUUUGAAAGUACCAUAGGUGUAAAAGACCAAUAAUGCUUGUUUCAUUGUGCUCUUUCUACAGCUCUAGUAUAUUACCGACUCUCUUAUUACUGAACGAGUAUUGUCCCUUGUUGCUUAGAGAUCACAUGCAGAAAUGCAUGAGUGGCUGCAAAUGAAAGACUCUUCCAUUUGCACUUGAAGUUCUACCGUGUUGUAAGAAAAAAAGACUUUCGACAUACUUUAUACCUUGUUAGAAAGUAUUACUAGUCUGCUAAGACAGGGUUCGAGAAUACUUCAGCUUUUGAUAAGUUAACCAUGCCUUUUUAAGUUUAACCACUCUCUGUAAAAACGAUUCGCUACUAAAAUGAAAAAUUUAUCAACCAAUAUACGUCUGUUUUGUGUGUCGGUCUCAAGUGCCGGAGGAAAUAGAUUUCCCAUGGCUAGAAAACGCGUCCUUUGGAUUUGGCGACUUUGUGCCUGUCUUUCAAAAUGCAGCUCGUGUGAGGCAGGCAAACAAUGACACUGGUGAGGCAAAUGAAGUCACCAUGGUAGGAAAUGAAGCGUCAGAUUCAAGUGAUCCAACAAGCUCUGAUUCCACUUCCCCACAUGAAGACUGUACUGAAGCUUCUAUGCCGAAAAUAUUUUCUUGUCCCGAAGAAGGGUGUAUAAAAUCUUUUCUACAUCACUCUUCACCGGAGAAACAUUGUAUUUUUAGCACUCAUAUAAGAUCGUUGGAAAAAAUUACCUUGCAAGACAGGGCAAAAUUGUUGUAUGCACAGCGUCUAAAAGAGGGCCAAACCAAACACCUUUCCUGUGUUCAGGUACACGGUAGCCCAUCGUCACCUCUGCUAGACACGGGCUGGGCGUUAAAGUCAAAGGCAAAGGUAGUAAGGUUCAAUGAAAAGCAAAAAUCGUAUCUUGAAAGCAGGUUUUAUACGGAGAAAAGUUUGGGAAAGAGGAAAGUGGAGAGGCUGUAG